GAUGGCGGCGCCCGGUGUGCGGUUCCGGAGCCUAACUCGGCUCGUUUUCAAACGGUAGCCUGGACGGGGGUGCGGGCUCAUGGACCGGCCAGGGUUCGCAGCCUCGCUGGUGGCUGGUGGGGUAGCAGGUGCCUCUGUUGACUUGAUACUGUUUCCUCUGGAUACCAUUAAAACGAGACUACAGAGCCCUCAGGGCUUUAAGAAGGCUGGUGGGUUUCGUGGGAUAUAUGCUGGUGUUCUGUCUGCUGCGAUUGGAUCCUUCCCUAAUGCUGCUGCCUUUUUUAUCACCUAUGAAAAUGUGAAAUGGCUUCUGCACACUGACUCCUCCUCAUAUUUGAAGCCCAUGAAGCAUAUGUUGGCUGCCUCUUCUGGAGAAGUGGUUGCCUGCCUGAUUCGAGUCCCUGUUGAAGUAGUUAAGCAGAGGGCACAGGUAUCUGCUUCAUCAAGGACAUUUCACAUUUUUACUAAUAUCUUGUAUCAAGAGGGCAUCCCGGGACUGUAUCGAGGCUACGCAAGCACGGUGUUAAGAGAGAUUCCUUUCUCUUUGGUCCAGUUUCCUUUAUGGGAAUCGUUAAAGGCGCUCUGGUCCUGGAGGCAAGAUCACGUGGUGGAUUCUUGGCAGUCGGCAGUCUGUGGAGCUUUUGCAGGUGGAUUUGCAGCUGCGAUCACCACGCCUCUGGAUGUGGCAAAGACGAGGAUUAUGUUGGCAAAGGUGGGCUCCAGCACUGCCAGUGGGAGCGUACUCUCAGCUCUGCAUGGGGUGUGGCGGACACAGGGGCUCUCAGGAUUAUUCGCGGGUGUCUUCCCUCGGAUGGCAGCGAUCAGUCUGGGAGGUUUCAUCUUUCUCGGUGCUUAUGACCAAACCCACAGCAUGCUGGCUGACCUCGGCAGAGCGCAUUCCUGAACCAGCCGCACGGCCUUCUUCAGAGGGAGGACGGAGCACGAGGACUCCGACACUGGAAACAGGUCUUCUGGGGGCAGGCUUGGCCACAGGAGGUCAUCACGCACAGCCUGUGUGCCAGCAAGUUAGAAAUGCAAUUCUGUCCCCAGGAGGACUUUUGAGCCUUAAUAAAUAAGUUGUAUCAUGGUGA
Messenger RNA from Echinops telfairi (small Madagascar hedgehog), 1091 nucleotides. It is a transcript of the gene SLC25A26, whose product is annotated as solute carrier family 25 member 26. Lineage: Eukaryota; Metazoa; Chordata; Mammalia; Afrosoricida; Tenrecidae. The transcript has 10 exons. Gene Ontology annotation, molecular function: S-adenosyl-L-methionine transmembrane transporter activity. The coding region runs from base 80 to 904 and encodes 274 amino acids. The record is from RefSeq and is a predicted model, not a curated record. Gene Ontology annotation, biological process: transmembrane transport. Gene Ontology annotation, cellular component: mitochondrial inner membrane.